AACGCCACCACCAUCACCCAAAAGCCACCGUCGGUGCCACUUAUCUAUCCCAAAAUAUUCAGACGUCUUCCUUCAGUUUACCAUUGAUUGCUUCAUCUUUCCCCUAGUGCGGCACUGGCUCAUCACUCUUUCUCAUAUUCCACCCUCCUUGCUAUCGCCGUCAUCUUGUUCUUCACGCAUAAGCUCGACCUGAAAGCUCCCACCAUGCCCCGCCGAGGAGCGCAAUCGCUGGCAGACGAAUCCGCCCCUACAAUCACCACAAAGCUUCCCGAGAAAGUCGCGUGGCCUUCGACAUUUACCGAUGGUCUCCCCCUCCCUCAGAUAAUGGUUUUUGACCUCGACUAUACGUUAUGGCCUUUCUGGGUGGACACACAUGUUACGCCGCCCAUCAAGGCUGUUGAAGGCGGGCAGAAGGUCAAGGAUCGAUAUGGUGAGGGUUACGGGUUUUACCCCGAAGUCGGCGGUGUUCUUGAUGCUUUGCGACAGAAGGGCAUCAAAGUCGGUGCAGCAUCGCGAACAUCUGCCCCAGAUCUCGCAAAUGAGAUGCUUCGCGCUCUCAAGAUACCAAGCUCGACCGCAUCAUCGCAGCGCGCAGUUGACUACUUCGAUAACCUGCAGAUCUAUCCCGGAAGCAAGACCACACAUUUCAAGCGCAUACAACGGGACAGCGGAAUAGAGUAUGAAGAAAUGCUAUUCUUCGACGACGAGAGUCGGAACAAGAACGUCGAGGGGCUGGGUGUCGUUAUGCAGCUAAUACGGGAUGGUGUUACAAGAGAUGAAAUAGAUGCUGGUGUGAGGAGUUGGAGGAAGAGGAACAACAGGAUACCAAACUAGAGGAGGCACGCACGCCACUUUAUUUACGACGAUUAGAUUUGUUUUUAGACUUCUAUAUACUUCAUUACCAUUCGGAGUUUCUCGAGUCCUAGCCACUUCUAACAAACUCCAAGUUACAAAACCUUGUGCCGCAGGCCGUCAUGAGAAAAUAUAUUGAUCCCGCCCUAUGGUAUUUC
Messenger RNA from Aaosphaeria arxii CBS 175.79, 1010 nucleotides. RefSeq names its product magnesium-dependent phosphatase-1. The transcript has 3 exons. NCBI's taxonomy places the organism in Eukaryota, Fungi, Ascomycota, Dothideomycetes, Pleosporales. The record is from RefSeq and is a predicted model, not a curated record. The coding region runs from base 205 to 834 and encodes 209 amino acids. Gene Ontology annotation, molecular function: acid phosphatase activity.